Molecule: messenger RNA, 480 nt
Organism: Nicotiana tabacum (common tobacco)
Lineage: Eukaryota; Viridiplantae; Streptophyta; Magnoliopsida; Solanales; Solanaceae
Source: RefSeq, a predicted model, not a curated record
AUGGGGCGACGUUCCAUGCGUGGCGACAGUGGGAAAGUUCAGAUCGCUGAUUCUGUUAGGCUGCAGAAAAUUUCCACAGAAUACAAAUUUGUGCUCGAUGAGGUGUGUCCAGAAAAACCUAGAGAUGAUGCUACGGAUGAUGAACAAAAGGCUUACCAAAAAUGGGUUAAGGCUGAUGAGAUGGUGUGGUGUUAUAUUCUGGCAUCCAUGUCAAACAUUCUGCAACAUCAGCAUCAGUCUAUGGAGUCUACUUAUGACAUUCUAGAAAAUCUCAAAGAAAUGUUUGGAGAUCAGAAUCGUGCGGCUAAGCAGACUGCCAUGAAAGCUCCUCUGAAUACCAAAAUGGUUGAAGGUUCAUCUGUUAGGGACCAUGUUCUGAAGAUGAUAAGUCUUCUGAAUGAACUGGAGGUCCUUGGAGCUAACAUUGAUAAGGAUAUGCAGGUUGAAAUGAUAUUGCAGACUCUGCCUGAUAGUGUUUAG